AUGGCACCUAAUUUGAUUUUCCGUCAGCUAUUCGAACCUGUAUCAUGUACCUAUACAUACUUGUUGGGGUGCUUAGUGACUAGGAAAUCGAUAAUAAUAGAUCCUGUGUUGGAAACCGUCGAACGGGAUGUAAAGCUUAUCAGAGAGCUCAAUUUGGAUCCAAUAUAUGGUGCUAACACGCAUGUUCAUGCGGAUCAUAUUACUGGUACUGGCGAAUUGAAGCGUAUUUUUCCACAUAUGCUUUCUGUGUUGUCGAAAUAUGGUAGUGGUCACGCAGAUCUGCGGGUCUGUGAUCGAGAGAUACUGAAGUUUGGCAAUCAAAAUCUAGAAGUUCGUACGACACCAGGGCAUACUAAUGGAUGUGUAACGUAUAUUUCAUAUGAUCAUCGGAUGGCUUUUACGGGAGAUGCACUUCUUAUACGAGGAUGUGGACGCACAGAUUUUCAAGAAGGAAGUCCAGAGGAGUUGUACAAUUCAGUGCACGAGAAAAUCUUCAGUUUACCUGAUGAUUUCAUUCUUUAUCCAGCUCACGACUACAAGACGAAAAAGAAAUUUUAGAAUUGACGGGGAUUUCCACUAUACAAGAAUUAAUCGUUGAUGGAAAAAGCCGAAACUAUAUUACUUUGUUAUAAGAUUAAGAAACAGGUGGGAUCUAAUAAUGAGCGUUAUUCAAUGUUGAUAACUGUAUGAGUGGUAAGGCAUUACACAACCUCCUCUUUUCGCAAGAGUGACAUUUGGCGAGCAACGGUCCAUCGUAUUUAAUUGUUUUGUUUG
This is a messenger RNA of Loa loa (African eye worm), 774 nucleotides long. RefSeq lists its product as hypothetical. NCBI's taxonomy places the organism in Eukaryota, Metazoa, Nematoda, Chromadorea, Rhabditida, Onchocercidae. The transcript is spliced from 6 exons. The coding region runs from base 1 to 558 and encodes 185 amino acids. Gene Ontology annotation, molecular function: sulfur dioxygenase activity. Gene Ontology annotation, biological process: glutathione metabolic process; hydrogen sulfide metabolic process. The record is from RefSeq and is a predicted model, not a curated record.